AUGGAGCCUUAUCGAUACAAUGCAACACGUGAAGAAGAUGAAACUUUCGCCUUACCAUCUCCAUAUCCCCGCCCAUUAUCAUCAUCCUCAACGCCUGCUCCGCUCGCUCCCGCCCGCCCCGUCACCAAGAAGAGAGGCAAGGGUAGCGGGCGGCGCGUCCGCCUCCCCGCCCUCUGCGCCGCCAGGAUUUUCCAGCUCACGCGGGAGCUCGGCCACCGCACCGACGGCCAGACCGUGGAGUGGCUCCUCCACCACGUCCACCCUUCUGUUUUCCCCUCCAGCUACGCCGCCGCCACGGAGGACCUCUCCGCCUCGCCCUCGCCGCCUUACUACCCUCAGACUCCGGCGGCGGCGCCGGAGACAGAGCAGGAUGCGGUGGGAGCGACGUCGUUUAUGGCUCUGCUGAUGCAGGCGGAGAAAGGGGAUUUUGUUGUGCAACAAGAAAUGGGUGAUUAUUGA
Messenger RNA from Ipomoea triloba (trilobed morning glory), 459 nucleotides. Its product is annotated as transcription factor PCF1-like. Bases 1 to 459 code for a protein of 152 amino acids. The record is from RefSeq and is a predicted model, not a curated record. Gene Ontology annotation, cellular component: nucleus. NCBI's taxonomy places the organism in Eukaryota, Viridiplantae, Streptophyta, Magnoliopsida, Solanales, Convolvulaceae. The transcript has a single exon. Gene Ontology annotation, molecular function: DNA-binding transcription factor activity; sequence-specific DNA binding.